AGCAGAUACCUCUGGGCUUAACUCAUGUUCUCCCCCUAGCCUAGCACCAGCGGCCACAGACAAACUGCUCAUCUGCUCUCUCCCCAAGGUCUGCCAAAUAGCCUGGCUGCUAAUGAGGAGAGGUCCGUCCAAGUCCCCAUCUGGACUGAAAAAGCAAAUGAGAGUUAGUAGGGACGGACAACAGAGUGUUCUGUUGCCUUUUUGUCUGUAAAAUAAGAAUGUCAAGGAACAAUUGUUUCUUCAUUCCUGUGAAUGUGAGCCUUGUGUCUGCAAAGGUCAGCGCCUGUGAGCACAUCAUGGUUUAGAGUGGGUUCCUAUGGUAAUCAGGCCAUCGUGACUGAGGGCAUUUUGUGUCAGACAACAGGGUGCUGGGUUUUCAUCUCUUCUGCAGUACAUGCUUGCUUCCUGCAAUGUAACCAUUUCUGUUUCCUGUUUGCUUCUUGCCUUCAUCCUUUCUGCACCACACGUAGGUCUGGAGUCUGAGAAUUCCUCAGCGGAUGAGUGGAGGCUCUCUUCCAAGGCUGAUGCCAAUGGAAAUGCCCAGCCCUCUUCGCUCGCUGCCAAGGGCUACAGAAGUGUGCAUCCCAGUCUUCCUUCUGACAAGUCGCAGAAGGUUCUCUCUCCCCCACACCCUCCUCUCCCUAAAGAGAACCGCUUUGCAUGGCAGCCCCCCACCACCCACAGUACCAACAAGGACUCCCUCUACAUGAGCUCACCAAAGCCUUACGUCCUGCCUGGCACCCCCAGCCAGCAGAACCCCUCACCACCCUGGCGCGUUUCUGUCUCCCUGGCAGCCAGAUCAGCUCCCAAAGGUGCAGUGCAUCCUGGGUCCUUGCCUCCAGGUUCCAUGCACACCAGUGCUUCAUCCCAACCCCAGCGCCACUGUGUAGCCAGCAGGACAGUUCCUAGUGAGAAUGUGAGCUCUAACCCACGUCAUGAGGCAGUUGGGAAUAAGAAGGUCAGCAGCUUAUACGUACCUUGUUUAUCCAAUAACAUUUGCCGGGUGGCAUUGGAAAACGCCUCUUGCGCUGCACGUGGCCCAGCCAAAGGCGUUCCCUCAGAAGCUGCGGGCACGCGAGCACCAGCUCCUAGCAUUGCCUCCCGCACAGCUGGCACAGGAAAGCCACCUUCUGCUCCUCCUCCUGACCCUCCCAAGCUAUUCUCUGACACCCGAAAAGAUGCCGUUUACCGUGGCGAGAGUCCUUCCCUGGGGACUCGGCCUUCGUUCUCAGGCGCAGUGAGACCACCUGUGCUAGGCCCCCAGGUUACCUCUGAUCCCGAAAACCGGAGGAGAAAAGAGCCUUACCUUUUGCAGCCGUGUUAUCCAGCCAAGGAUGCUACUUCCUCCGGCCCAGCCCAGCCCGAGGUAAUAGUUGUCCCUCUCUACCUGGUUAAUACCGACAGAGGGCAAGAAGGCACUGCCAGACCUCCAGCAUCUCUGGGGCUGCUUGGCCCCCCAGUCCCGGCGCCCGCCUCUGCCAGCUCACCUCUGACCUUCCCGACUCUAGAUGAUUUCAUUCCCCCUCAUCUGCAGAGGCGGUCCCACCACGGCCAGCCAGCCAGUGCUCCUGGCCCCCGUCCCCCCGUUAGCCAGACACCUCCAUCCUUCUCACCACCGCCUCUGCUGGUCCCUCCAGGACCGGAGGGCCUCCGCAGAGUCUCAGAGCCUGACCUCACGGGAGCUGUUCCAAGUACCGAUUCAGGUCCUCUGCUAAGUGAAGUUUCUUCCUCACAUGUUAGAACUGAUUCCCAAACCUUUGCACCAGUUAGCAAGCCGUCAUCUGCCUACCCCUCUACGACAAUUGUCAACCCUACUAUUGUGCUCUUGCAACACAAUCGAGAACAGCAAAAACGACUCAGUAGCCUUUCAGAUCCUGUCUCAGAAAGAAGAGUGGGAGAGCAGGUCCCAGCACCAACCCAGGAAAAACCCACCUCACCUGGCAGGGCUGCUGAACAAAGGUCAAAGGAUGACAGGCGGGUGGCUAAGAGCACUCAGGACCUAAGCAAUGUGUCCAUGGAUGAUGUGGGCAUCCCACUUCGGAACACUGAGAGAUCAAAAGACUGGUACAAGACGAUGUUUAAGCAGAUCCACAAGCUGAACAGAGACACUCCUGAAGAAAACCCUUAUUUCCCUACGUACAAAUUCCCUGAACUUCCUGAAAUCCAGCAAAAUUCUGAAGACGACAAUCCUUACACUCCUACCUACCUGUUCCCAGCAUCUACUCCUAGUCCUAAAUCAGAAGAUGAUGAUUCAGAUCUGUACUCUCCUCGAUACUCCUUUUCUGAAGACACAAAAUCGCCCCUUUCAGUGCCUCGCUCAAAGAGUGAGAUGAACUACAUUGAUGGUGAGAAGGUAGUUAAGAGGUCGGCCACACUUCCCCUCCCAGCCCGCUCUUCCUCACUGAAGUCAAGCCCAGAAAGAAACGACUGGGAGCCCCCAGAUAAGAAGGUAGAUACAAGAAAAUACCGUGCAGAGCCCAAAAGCAUUUACGAAUAUCAGCCGGGCAGGUCGUCCGUUCUGACCAACGAAAAGAUGAGUCGGGAUAUAAGCCCAGAAGAGAUAGAUUUAAAGAAUGAACCUUGGUAUAAAUUCUUUUCGGAAUUGGAGUUUGGGAAACCGCCUCCCAAAAAGAUAUGGGAUUAUACUCCUGGAGACUGCUCUAUCCUUCCUAGAGAGGAUAGAAAGACUAAUCUAGAAAAAGAUCUCAACCUCUGCCAGACAGAGUUAGAGGCAGAUUUAGAAAAAAUGGAGACGCUUAAUAAAACACCCAGUGCAAACCUGUCACAGAGCUCAGCAAUCAGCCCCACUCCAGAAAUUUCUUCAGAGUCUCCUGGAUAUAUAUAUUCUUCCAACUUCCACGCAGUGAAGAGGGAAUCAGAUGGGGCUCCCGGGGAUCUCGCUAGCUUGGAGAAUGAGAGGCAGAUUUAUAAAAGCGUCCUGGAAGGUGGAGACAUCCCUCUCCAGGGCCUGAGCGGGCUCAAGCGACCAUCCAGCUCGGCCUCCACUAAAGAUUCAGAAUCACCAAGACAUUUUAUACCAACCGAUUAUCUGGAAUCCACAGAAGAAUUCAUUCGAAGACGUCACGAUGAUAAAGAGAAACUUUUAGCGGACCAGAGACGACUUAAGCGUGAGCAAGAAGAGGCCGAUAUCGCAGCUCGACGCCACACGGGCGUCAUUCCGACGCACCAUCAAUUUAUCACUAAUGAGCGCUUUGGGGACCUCCUCAAUAUAGACGAUACGGCAAAAAGGAAAUCUGGGUCAGAGAUGAGACCUGCCAGAGCCAAAUUUGACUUUAAGGCUCAGACACUAAAGGAGCUGCCUCUGCAGAAGGGAGACAUCGUUUACAUUUAUAAGCAGAUCGAUCAGAACUGGUAUGAAGGAGAGCACCACGGCCGGGUGGGGAUCUUCCCACGCACCUACAUCGAGCUUCUUCCUCCUGCUGAGAAGGCUCAGCCCAAGAAGUUGACCCCAGUGCAGGUUUUGGAAUACGGAGAAGCUGUCGCAAAGUUUACCUUUAAUGGUGAUACACAAGUAGAAAUGUCCUUCAGAAAGGGAGAGAGGAUCACGCUGCUCCGACAGGUGGAUGAGAACUGGUAUGAAGGGAGGAUCCCAGGGACAUCCCGGCAAGGCAUCUUUCCCAUCACCUAUGUGGAUGUGCUCAAACGGCCACUGGUGAAAAACCCCGUGGAUUACAUCGACCUGCCUUUCUCCUCCUCCCCAAGUCGUAGUGCCACUGCAAGCCCACAGUCUCCCAGUCACAGCAAGCUCAUCACGGCAGCCCCCUUGUCUCUGCCCCACCCCCGCCGAGCCCUGUCCCCCGAGAUGGACGCUGUCACCUCAGAGUGGAUCUCGCUGACCGUGGGGAUCCCACGCAGGCGUUCUCUGGCCCUGCCCCCACCCUUGCCUCCUCUGCCGGGGGCUUCUAUCUGUAACACUGACCACAUGGCCUUGUUGGCGCAGCCCAGGCCCUCCCAGCCCCUCAGACUCCCCCAUCUGAGUUGGUCGUAUCGUUCCACCCCCCAUUCGGGAGUUACCCCACUGGCCUUGCCUCCGCCCGACAAAGCCUACUGCCUGGUGCCCAGUGUGCAGGCCUCCCUUCACAUCAACGGAGACCGCGGUGUCCACGUGCCGUCUUCAGGAGGCCGCCAGGAUAGCUUCUCCCAGCCGCUGCUCAGGAGCUCUGACAGGGUCAUCUCGGAGCUUAGCGAUGCCUUUAGCAGCCAGGGUAGGCGGCAGCCAUGGCGAGAAGAGAAUGGGCAGUAUGAGAGGAAAGCAGAGAGGGAGGCAGGUGAGAGAUGCCCUGGUGGACCCAACAUCUCUAAGAAGAGCUGCCUGAAACCUUCAGACGUGGUCAGGUGCCUGAGCACUGAACAGAGACUCUCAGAUCUCCACACCCUCGAGGAGAGCUGGCCCAGCAAGCCCCGGGGUAGCCCUUUUCCGGGAAGGGAGGCUGAGCAGACAGAGCUGCAUAGAGGUGGCGAGCAGGCUGACAGGAAGGCCACUCGGAGUGGGAUGAGCCAGCCUUCUCAUCAUUCAUUGAGAGCAGGACCUGAUCUCACAGAAUCUGAAAAGAGCUAUGUGGAAGCAGUUUGCAAUGAGAUCAUAAACAUUGCCGAAAAAUCUGUUCAUUACUGCAGCACUGUUUCUCAUCCCCUUGACUUCCAUCACAAGGUAUCCCCUUCUGACAAUAAAUCAUCUUUAAUCAUUUCUCAGCAACCUCAAGCCCAGCAGCGAAGAGUCACCCCAGACAGGAGUCAAACCUCACAAGAUUUAUUUAGUUACCAAGCAUUAUAUAGCUAUAUGCCGCAAAAUGAUGAUGAGUUGGAACUUCGAGAUGGAGAUAUUGUUGAUGUCAUGGAAAAAUGUGAUGAUGGGUGGUUUGUUGGUACUUCAAGAAGGACAAGGCAGUUUGGUACUUUUCCAGGCAACUAUGUAAAGCCUUUAUAUCUGUAAGAAGACUGAAAAACAUUAUUUCUACUGGAGGAUGGAGCAGAAUUCACAAACCAGUCUCUUUAUUUAAAUGUUGAGUCAGUAGGAAAACUAAUGCAGUGGAUACAAUAAGAAGCAAAAGAAAGGGACAGAGAAGUGUUGUGUCUAAAACCCGAGCCUGCCUAAGCUUGCUGUGUGUCAGACAGGGCUGAACCAUGUGCUGAGCACAAAGGAAUGAGGCAAAUCUGUAUUUACUUAGCGCUUCUGGGAGCCACUCCAGCCUUGCCCUCCUCUCCCCUCUUGGGUAAUCUGACCUGCAGCACAGCCCAGGAGCAGUUAGGCCAGAAAUGCUUCUUGCUGCCCCAGCCUGGACCAGCUGUGGCUCCAGAACGGUUAGCAUGAAUCCACCCUCGGAGUGCCAGGCAGAUCCCCAGCCACCCCGGAGCCUGCUGACCCCCCAAAAACUGCUGGGGAUCAGUCUGGGCUGCCAGGCCAUCCCUAGACAGUGGUGGAGGCCCCCAAACUACCCAAGACCAAAUCCCUCACUUGUCCUGCUGAGGUACAUGGGGAAAUGGAGGCAAGACUUAGGUGCCUUCUGCAUUCACUUCUGCCAGAGAAGCACACAAGGUUUGUCAUGGGAGCAGGAUGGCCAGGCAGAUAGUUCAUUGUGGUUCCCGGGGAUCCUGUACCUCUGGAGGUCACAUGCAGUAUUGUCCUUUUCCACAUCGCUGGCUUUUAGCAAGUCGCCUUCGGGGCAGCAGUUUCAUUUAUCAGAAUGCCACUGUUAACCUUUCUUUCCUGGACUGUUUUUGGCCAGGGUAGUUUGGGUUUGGUAGGUCUAUUCUCACUGAGAACCAAGAGUAGUGUUCAGUGAUUUAUUUACCAUACACUGACAUAUACAGAGGCCAGGCCAACCGAUGAGCAAGACGUGCUCCAAGCCUUAGGAGGUACCCUCCAUGUCUCCAUUUUUACUCCCCAUAGGAGUUCAAGGACCGCUCAAAAUGUAGUGACCCAGGGUUAUGGAUCCUGAUGCCCCUGGGGAGGCGUCUCUUCAGAGCUGAAGAGGCAGCAGCAGCGGCCCUAAGCGGGAGGCAUUGAUUCUGCCACUCCCCGGAGGUCUUUUUCGUGGGUCCCAGAUCUGAGGAGGGAGGCCCCUUUGACACCUGGAGUGUUCAGGCACAGCUCUCUCCAGUUCCAGGAUGUUUCUCGGCCUCUCGGUUAGACUCUUUGGGGAAAUAAAGAUAGAAAUGACCUGUUCCCUGCUUGCUGGGGACUCGAGUGACUGGGGAGGCAGACACCCAAAAAAAUACUGAAUCAAGAGAGACUGUGAUACGUGCUAAGAAGGGCGUGAGAGAGGAAGAGAUGAAUUUCCCCUGGAGGGAUCCUAGAAAGCAUUGUCAUAUUUCUGUCUCCAUCAGCUCACUUCUGAACAGUGAGGGUGCUGGAAGAACCUUUAUCCAAGGGUAGUGGUUUAUGGCUGGAGAUACUUGGAACUGUUUCCAGAAUGUUUAAACUUUCAUCCUCCCCACAAAUAUACAGCCAAGGUCACAAAAACAGGAGUAGCAAUCCUAGGUAGUCGGGUGUGUUCAGGAUCCCUGUCUCUGCAUUAGCUCAGAAUUGCCCUAGGACUACUGUCCCAAAGUCUGGAGUCAUUAUAAGUAGGCAUAGUUUGUCUUCAGUGAGUCAGCUUCUGUCCCCUGCUACUCUUGGUAUCCAAUCCGCUGCCCACCCACCAUCAGCCAGCCAGAGUACCCUCACUCUCUCCCUGUCCUGCUUUCAAAUCCUGCUCUCAGGAAAGAAACUGCCACUGAGCCCUUCACACUGAAGUGACCAUAAGAAGACAUUUGUUUUUAAUUAGGACAGAGCAGAGCCUUAAUCCCAAGGGAAAAAAAGGCUGAGGAACUUGGGUGUGGUGUAGGGUAGAGGUCAGGGUGGAGGAGCUCCCUGAAUAGCAAGGGCCUUCUUAUUGUCCCUUAGAAUAAGACUCAUUGCCUUCGAAAGUCCACUUCACCAUUUAAGGCACUGGUUUUUUGAUUCACACUCUCUCUCUCUGAGGGCAUAUACUCCAAGUACAUUUGCAUGUGCGUUUUGCACAGCAGCAUUUCACCCACUUUGGAAUGUAAUUCUUGUAUUGGCUAAUGUGUUUCUUGGUCUUUCUUAGAUGCAAACUAUUAGGAACACAAUCUUAUCUAAUAGUUUUUUGAGGGGUGCUUCUUGAUUAAGUAGGUAAUUUUGAACACCUCUUUAAAUACAGCUAGAAAACAAAACCAAUUUGUAAAGCCACAUUUGCAUAUGAUGCCAGCCUCACGCAUUUGUAUAUCUUCAGAAACCCAGGUAUGCCUCACCAAUUUGCCCAUCUUUAAUAAAAACUUGCAUUAAACUUCAGCUUCCUAUGUAUUAGAAAACAAGAAACAAAGGUUUCCAAAUGCUCUUUUGUCUUCAGACAUUUAGUAAUACAAAAUACCUAUUUUUAUGCUGAGAUGUUUAUACAGGUUUAUUAAUAGCAAAUGCAACUAACUGGCACCAUGAUUUGCAACACAUUUUGAUAUAUUAGCCAUGCUUCUGGGUCAAGGCAAGCCCCAAACUACUUAUCUUUUGCAGUCUCUCUGGGAUCAGUGAAAGAAAAAAAAAAAUCACAUGCUUAAGAAGUGGGACUGUAAAUAUGUAUAUUUAACUUUGUAUAGCCCAUGUACCUACUUUGUAUAGAAAAAGUAAUUUUAAAAAUUUGAACUUAAGUGGGGUAAAAAAAGGAAGUCAUGAAGUUUUUUGCAUUUUUAUUUAAAUGAAGGAAUUCCAAAUAACUCACCUACAGAUUUUUAGCACAAAAAUAGCCACUGUAAAGUGUUAAAAUUUUAAGUAUUCUUCCUGGGAGAGGAGGUAACUGAUAUCUCAGCUACAGUUUUUUUAUUUUGUUUUUGAUUUUUUUUUUUUUUGUAGUCCUAUUUAUCGACAGUAGCAUUAAGUUCUGUUGCUAGAAUGGGUUACUACAAAGAUUAUAUUCUGAAAGAAAAGUAACUGAAUUAUAUAUAACCAAUUAAUUUAAAGUAUUGCCAUUUAAAUUACACACCAAGAGCAUGUACUGUGCAGACACAGAUUUUUUGCUCAUUUAUUUUUCUUUAUUGCAGUGGGUUGAUUUGAUAAAGAGAUGUGUUGAAUUACACAUUUGCUGUACAUAUUAUUUAAUAAACAUUAUUCAGAACUGCGUGGCA
Manis pentadactyla (Chinese pangolin) is the source of this 8139-nucleotide messenger RNA. It is a transcript of the gene SORBS1, whose product is annotated as sorbin and SH3 domain containing 1. NCBI's taxonomy places the organism in Eukaryota, Metazoa, Chordata, Mammalia, Pholidota, Manidae. Gene Ontology annotation, molecular function: protein binding. Bases 395 to 4954 code for a protein of 1519 amino acids. Gene Ontology annotation, biological process: cell-substrate adhesion. The transcript has 29 exons. The record is from RefSeq and is a predicted model, not a curated record. Gene Ontology annotation, cellular component: cell-substrate junction; cytoplasm; nucleus.